AUGCACUCUCUGUGGAAUCUUUAUCUUCUUCUCCUCCUCUCCUUACCUCUCUCACUUCAUGUCAUAGCCUUCACUGGAGAAAAUGUCAUGGAUGCACAACAGCCAGACACCGACACAGCAGUACGGCGUCUCACACAGCCUUCACAGAGACCACGGGCAUCUGGUUUAGCACCGGGGAAUCCCAUUUUUGGGACUGAGAAUGUUGACUUCCCGGGUUUGCCUGAGAGUUGGCCCCAAUUGUCAUCUGAGGAAUCCGAUAUAGGUGUGAUCGGUGAAUACAUUGAUUUGCAGGAAAGCACAGAGACAUCUCGCUUGUAUCCUAAUGAGAAGGGUCUUGUCAUAUCCAGACCUUCCGAUACAGAAGAUGAAACCUCCAAGGAGAGCACACAACCAACAAGGUCUUCAUCAGGAGGAGCACUACCUCGACCCACCCAGGAACAAACAGUGAAGUACCAGCCAGCUGACACAAAUACUCAAUCCAUAUUGCAUUCUACACAGACGGGAGAGAAUCUGCCAACUUUCUCAGCCUCUCAGAAUGAGACAACAGAUGGACAGUUACCUUCUCUUCUGUCCGGCUCAUCAGUUCCGGACUUCACUUCAAUGUCUGCUAGACCUGAGCCCAGCCCUGAGCGCCCCACUCCACCAGUAGCUGCUUGGGGAUGGACCACAAGCCCUUAUGUUGCCACGCAAAAAGAGACACAGGAGGGCACAGUCCCAGUGAAAGAGACCGGAGUGGGAUUGAUUGAUAUUAUGGGUGAUAUUUUACACAGAGGAUUUGUAUCCAUGGAGGCAGAUAAAGAUGACUCCAAGGAUGAUGAAAGACCAAAGACCAGUGUCACGUCUGCCACACCCUGCAAAAAAUCCAACCAGUCCUGGACUCCCACCUACCCAGAUGACUUUACCCCCAACGAGUCCCUGCGCCCCGAUCUGACUCUCAGAUCUGUCCUUUUCGUCCCUCUGUAUUCGGACUGGAACUCUGCCCUCGCCACAUGGGGAUUUGCAUGGGAAGCACACGUCUAUGGCCUAGGGUCUGUCUUUACUGUAUUUGGCCUAAUCUCUGUGGUGUGCCUGUUAGGCCUGCCCCUGCGAUGUCCCCCGGGAAGCCCCUACUUCACCCUGCUGCACUUGUUCCUUCUAGCGUUUGCAGGGAUCCAAGCUUUCUGUUUGCUCUAUGAUGCUUACAAUCAACAAGACCGGCUUCCCCCUCUGGGCUCUCUGCUGCUCUCUGAGCUGCCCUUUCCCUGCCUGAUUUCAGCCUUCUCCCUUGCCUUCAAUCUUCUUUCCUUACGUUUACGAGUGGAUCUUUCAUUCCCACUUGCUAAUUCCACCUCGUUCUCAGCCUUGCCCAGACCUUGCCUGUUACUGUGUAUGUCCAUGCUGUAUUCUGGGGUCUCUCUGGGGUGUGUUGGCAUGCUUCAGCUCUUCCCCAACCUCCCCUCAGUGAUCCUGCUAUUCCCUCAGGGUGUGUUUGUAUGUCUCACCAUCUUUCUAUCAUGCUCCUACCUCAUCUUCUACUGCUUGAUGCAAUUCAACACUAAACACAUCUACCGACUGAAUGACAAUGGAGAGAAUGGAGGACCUCCUGCAGUGAUGCCACCUGCACGUUGCCCCUUUGCCAAUGCGGAGGACUGGGGAAGGGCAGCAGGAGCUGGAGUAGGGGCUUCGUUGUGUUUGUUAGGGUGUGGAGGCCUCCAGUUUUAUGGGAUCCUGCAUGCCCUUGGUUUGGGUGGAGUUGAUGGCAAUGGGUUCCAGCCCUGGCCAUGGUGGGGCUACCAGGUAGGCAGUAGGCUCUGUGAGAUUGGAGUGUGUCUAGGUUUGUCUCUCAUUGGUUCACACCCUCUAUUCUGUAAAAACAAUUCCUCCAUUAAGACCAUAACUAAUCCCCGGCCAGGAUCUUGGUCCCGCCUCUCCUUUAGCUCCCCUUCACGAGGGCUCACCCUACCCUCUCAGGGAGGUGCAGAUUCUGUUGUCCUCUCCUCUCACAAUUCUUGGUCCCAGGGUAAGCAGGAAAAGUUGGUGGUCUGUGAUGUCAUAACGAAGGGACAGUCAGAGGAUCUUCCUCUUUUCUCAAUGGUGGAUCCUCCUGGGAAUGGGCUCAUUCCCAAGUCCAGCCAAUCCCAGAACACUGUACUACCUCUCCCUACACCUCCAAGCCCACCGCACAAGCCAAAUAAUGCAGUUGAGUCUCAGCUUUGGUCACUGGGUAGCCGAGGAAUGGAGAAUGACUCAACUGUGGAUCUGCGGCCCCCAUCUCCCAUAGACCUGUCCCGCAGCAUUGACCAGGCUCUGUUCAGUGAAUCCCUAUUCUCUCACAGUAUCUUUGGUUGGCCAAGACUCUUCCAUGCUUCUUCCAGCCUCUCUUUGGGCUCUCCUAGCCAGGGUGCAUUAGAGCAAGGGCCUAGCUCUAUAGAAGAUGCCCUAUACCGAACCUCUUCUUGUGGUGACAUGGAGCAAGACAACGUCCUCUCCAGUUCAAGACCUUCCCAGCCACAGAGCUCUUUGACAUCUCACAGCAAGUCACCGGAGUCAACAGAGCAAUGGGAUUGGAAAGAGAGCGUCUCUGGUUCAACACAAGGCCUGUGCAGCAAUCCCAAGGAGACAGGAAAGCUGCGCUCACAUUCCUGGGCCAACAGAGGUCAACACUUUGCUCAGAGCAGCCUCCCUAGAGCAAUCCCCCACCUGUCUUACCAUCGGCGCUACAGAACCCUGAGCUUAGCCUCCCGGGACAGUCGUGGAUCUGGCCGGCUGGCAGCUACUAGACACCUGAGUGAGAGCAAACAGCUGGAAUGGGAUCUGGCUGUGCAGGCGGAGUUUGUCAAUGUGUGCCGACAAAUUGACACUCUCAGUGUUUGCAGUGACACCAUUGAAUUAUAG
Molecule: messenger RNA, 2874 nt
Organism: Cyclopterus lumpus (lumpfish)
Lineage: Eukaryota; Metazoa; Chordata; Actinopteri; Perciformes; Cyclopteridae
Product: proline-rich transmembrane protein 4
Exons: 2
Coding region: 1-2874 (957 amino acids)
Source: RefSeq, a predicted model, not a curated record